Molecule: messenger RNA, 1233 nt
Organism: Thermochaetoides thermophila DSM 1495
Lineage: Eukaryota; Fungi; Ascomycota; Sordariomycetes; Sordariales; Chaetomiaceae
Exons: 4
Coding region: 1-1233 (410 amino acids)
Source: RefSeq, a predicted model, not a curated record
AUGACGGCAGCGGCGCUAAACUCAGGGCUUUCCCCUCCGGACGUCGCGGGGGCUGUCCCAUCCAGGUCCGCGCUGGACCUCGUCCAGGCGCUCGUACACGACGCGGAGACCAUGUCGAGGCAAGGCUAUCAUGGGCUCCUGGUCACCCUGAAUGUGGACUCGGCCUACCCCUCGGGGUCCCCGUUUAUGUACAUGGACGACCAUGCGCAACCGUCAUGGAGUAAGCACCCGAUUCAACUGGCCCACCAUGCCUCCCUUAGGGUCAACCAGCUAUGCGCCAAGGGCCGGGGACUCGGCCUCAGGAUCGACCCAAACAAGACGGAAGUCCUUUACAUUCCCCCCCGCGGGGCCCGGGCGAAGCGAAGUAGGAUAGACCCCGCCAGGACCUCGACUCAGGUCGAGGGAGUGUCCCUCUCCCCGAGCAAGUCUAUCAAGUGGCUAGGAGUCUCGCUAGACCCCAAGCUCAGCCUUGCAACCCACGCUGCUGACAGGGCAUCGGCCACGGCCUCGGUGGUAGGCCUGGUCAAACGCCUAUCCAACACGAGCCUUCGGGGGUUUCCCCCCCCCCCCCCAUCGGCAGGCCCCAAUAUUUUCAACGCAGUCGUCACCCCCUCUCUCCUGCUUGCCCGACCCCCUUACCGCGGCUGGUCCCGCUUGCAUCAGGCAGCUUCUGGUCUCGAGGCUAGGCUCCAGUGGGAGCCCAAACGCCUAGGCGUUAGGGCGUGGCUUGCCCUCCCCCCCCCCCCCGGGAAGCUCCCAAGAGACGCCGAGUGCCUUCCCCCAGACAUGCAUGGAUGGUGGCGGGCUAACAAGCCUGCCUCGGCCCUUUGGUACGGACACAAAGCCAAGCCUUUCCUCGAAAAAUUCUCCCGGCAGUGUCUCUCCCGCUGGCUAGCGGAGGCUUCGGGCCAUGGCGACUUCACGGGAUACCAUUGUCUAGAGAUCACUUCCUUCACCUGCCCCCUCGCUACCUUUGCCAACCCGCUCGCCGGCAGGCUGGACCCGAGGGCGUUCUGGUUCUCUUUUCAACUAUUCGUGUCCAGGGCCUCCCAGAUCGAGCUCUGGGCCAGGCUUGGGAUGCCGCCACGGGGCGCCCUUAUCCCAACGCUCGACGACCCUCCACUUCCCCUCCGUACGCGACCACAGUCCCACGGGGGUAUCGACCCCGACACCGAUUCCUCGGAUUCGGGGUCGGAGCUGGAAAUCCACAUGCCCGGGUUCGUACAAGUGUGA